CGUUAUUGAACUUCCACUUGUAUUGCGUCCCCAUCGUCGGUUGUCCGGAGAAUCAACGACGACCGUCCACAUGCCAAUCAGUCAACUCUAUGAUGUUAUAUAGACUGAAUUCUUGCUUACAAUCUUCCAACUGAGUAGCACAGCAUAGUUUCGAUCGUCUUUGCUUAACUGGAUUUCCCUAAAAUUUCAUAGAAUUGUGCAUCUUUUAGGGUUUGAAAUCAACACAAAAACCAGAGAGAAAAUGGCAGGUGUGAAACGAAUUAAGCUCGGAUCGCAGGGGUUAGAGGUAUCAGCUCUUGGACUAGGAUGUAUGGGCAUGUCUGGUGGCUAUGGCCCUGCCAAACCAGAAGAAGAGAUGAUCAAAGUCAUCCACCACGCCAUCAACUCCGGCGUCACUCACCUUGAUACUUCCGAUGUCUACGGACCUCACACCAACGAAAUCCUCGUCGGAAAGGCUUUGAAGGGAAUUGAGAGAGAGAAAGUUCAAUUGGCUACGAAAUUUGGGAUCAUAUUUGGGGCGAGUAUGGGUAAUACGGAAAUCCAUGGAGAACCGGAGUACGUUAGGGCAUCUUGUGAAGCCAGCUUGAAGCGACUUGAUGUUGAUUACAUUGAUCUUUACUAUGUUCAUCGGAUCGAUACAAAAACCCCUAUCGAAAUCACAAUGGGUGAACUCAAGAAACUGGUUGAAGAAGGUAAAAUUAAAUAUAUUGGUUUAUCUGAGGCUGGUCCAGAAACCAUCAGAAGAGCACACGCUGUUCAUCCGAUAACAGCCGUACAAUUGGAGUGGUCGUUAUGGACUAGAGAUGCGGAACAAGAGGUUAUUCCUACUUGCAGGGAACUAGGAAUAGGGAUCGUUCCUUUCGCUCCUUUGGGUAGUGGGUUCUUCGCAGCAGGUCCAAAGUUGAUGGACAAUUUGGCAGAUAACGACUUUAGAAAGAUUUUGCCGAGGUUACAAGGAGAGAACUUUGAGCACAAUAAGGUCGUAUUUGAGCGAGUUAGCCAAAUGGCAGAAAAAAAGGGAUGCACCCUAUCGCAGUUGGCACUGGCUUGGGUCCUGCACCAAGGGGAUGACGUUGCUCCUAUCCCUGGUACAACCAAGAUCGAAAACCUGAACCAAAACCUUGGAGCCCUGACGGUUAAACUCACGGCUGAGGACAUGGCUGAGCUUGAAUCGGUUGCUUCCUUCAAGGGUGAUAGAAUGCCGGAACAGAUUUUGGUCCACAGUUACAAGAACUCCGACACUCCACCGUUGUCGUCGUGGAAAUCGGAGUGAGAAUGCAUCUUUCUUUUUGCUAUGAGCCAAGUUCUAAUAAGCUGUUUUAUGGUGUUUUUGUUAUUGAUGGAAUGAAAUUUUCAGAAGUUUCUGUGUGUUUGUAUCUCCAUGGUUCUGAUAUUUGUUUGUUUUGGGUAAAUUGGUCAAUUUACAACCCAUGAA
This is a messenger RNA of Cynara cardunculus var. scolymus (artichoke), 1435 nucleotides long. RefSeq names its product probable aldo-keto reductase 3. Gene Ontology annotation, cellular component: cytoplasm. The record is from RefSeq and is a predicted model, not a curated record. Bases 242 to 1273 code for a protein of 343 amino acids. The transcript has 5 exons. NCBI's taxonomy places the organism in Eukaryota, Viridiplantae, Streptophyta, Magnoliopsida, Asterales, Asteraceae.